Messenger RNA from Phycomyces blakesleeanus NRRL 1555(-), 1376 nucleotides. RefSeq lists its product as hypothetical. NCBI's taxonomy places the organism in Eukaryota, Fungi, Mucoromycota, Mucoromycetes, Mucorales, Phycomycetaceae. The coding region runs from base 96 to 1376 and encodes 426 amino acids. Gene Ontology annotation, biological process: protein phosphorylation; regulation of glucose metabolic process. The transcript is spliced from 11 exons. The record is from RefSeq and is a predicted model, not a curated record. Gene Ontology annotation, cellular component: mitochondrion. Gene Ontology annotation, molecular function: pyruvate dehydrogenase (acetyl-transferring) kinase activity.
CACACACACACACACACGUCUAUACCUUUAUUUGCUUGUUCUUCUUGUUCUUGUUCUUCUUAUUUAUUUAUUUUUUCUUUUGGCAAAUCAAUCAUAUGUUCAAAAUAACACCAAAAUUACACGAGAAAAUCCAACAUUUUGCAAGGUUUCCUCAAACAGGAGUGUCUCUGAGACAGAUGGUCUUGUUUGGUCAAAAACCCUCUCAAGCAAGUCUCUUCAAGGCCAGUCAGUUCUUGCAUGAGGAAUUACCGAUUCGACUUGCUCAUCGUGUCAAGGAUCUGGAGGAAUUACCCCGUUACUUAAGCGAGAUGCCGUCUAUUCUCAAAGUAAAAGACUGGUACGCUCAGUCAUUUCAGGAACUUAUUGAAUUACCACCACCUCGUCUGUCGCGAGAAAUGAAAGAAAAGUUGAAACACGCUAGCAAGAAUGCUAGUCAGACCAUACCACCUUGUGUACCUAAUCCUGCUAAUGUUCAUCUGGCAAGACCUCACCUCGAAGCAAGAUUAAUGACUUUACCUAUUGGUCAUCGGUACUUUAAUCCAGUCGAAGACAUCAGAUGUUCUCCCGAGGUUCUUACUUACACCGAUAGUUUUGUAAAAACUAUCGAGGGUGUCAAGCGGCGACAUGACCCGGUUGUCACCACAGUCGCUCAAGGUAUACUGGAGUACAAGGAACAUCGGAAACCUCAAGUGGUUGAUACUGAAGUGGAGAAAUUUCUUGAUCGAUUCUAUAUGUCCCGUAUUGGUAUUCGAAUGUUAAUUGGCCAGCAUUCAACCUUGUACCGUGGUCCAUUUCGGCAGGAUUAUGUAGGCGUAAUUUGCACAAAGACAAGUAUCCGGGAAAUUGCCCAGGACGCUAUUGCCAAUGCGCGCUACAUCUGUGAAGAGCAUUACGGUUUAUUCAAGGCACCCGAGGUCAAGAUGUUCUGUCCGGGAGAUAUUGAGUUUAUGUAUGUUCCGUCCCAUUUGAACCACAUGAUCUUUGAGCUCUUGAAGAACUCGCUUCGAGCGGUAGUCGAGAGAUAUGGGAGUGAUUAUGAAGACGACUAUCCACCUAUUAAGCUAGUCAUUGCUCAUGGAAAGGAGGAUAUUACUAUCAAGAUUUCGGAUGAAGGCGGUGGAAUUCCUCGCUCAUCUCUUCCAGAUGUCUGGGCUUAUAUGUACACAACUGCUGAACGACAAGAACUGGAGCCAGAAUUUAACAAGAGUGAAUUCAAGGCACCCAUGGCUGGAUUUGGCUAUGGUCUUCCUAUCUCUAGACUGUAUGCACGGUAUUUUGGUGGUGAUCUGAAGCUGAUAUCAAUGGAAGGAUAUGGUACAGAUGCAUAUCUUCACCUCAACCGUCUUUCAAAUAGUGAUGAGCCUCUCAUAAUGUAA